UGACUCGCGAGAAGCGAAAUAUAACAACUAAUAUAGAACAUAGAGAGUCGAUGAUUUCUUUCAUAUACCCGAUAUUAUCGACAAUUCACACGAACAUUCUGUAGUCUUGAUAAGACGGAAGUGUUUGUGUUUCGAUAAGCAAGAGAUACCAAAAACACGAGAUACCAUCAACCAAACAUGAUAUAAAUUUAAUCCAAAUCUACUCUUAACAUAUCUCAUCUUAUUCCAUUCAAUAUGAAAUUAUUUUAUAUCACCACCCGUAUGAUAUAAACUAAUCUAGAAACAAUAACCCCAAAAUUAUAAUCUCGGAAUAAUUUACUCUAUAUGCAUAGUAUAAAAGCAGGGGCGAGGCUAGGUUUAGAUUGAUGGUGUUCUAACACCCGAUAAAUUUGACGCGAAAUAGAUAUAAAAAUUGAUGUAAAAUGAAAAAGUACCUUCAAAAUUAAAAAGAUAGUUGAAUCUUUAAUUUUCAUGCGAAAUCUUAAAACUUCGAACAUCACUAUAUGUAUUUCAACCCGCUGAACAUCCACAACAUUUAAAUUCUGAAUCCGCCACAGUAUAUAAGUGAUGUAAAUCACCUAUUAUUGCUACUACUAUUAAAUUAAAUAGUGUUUAGUUUUUUCAAAAAGGCAAAAAGAAAAAUGGAAAGGUGAGGUGUGACAAUCAAAUCCAGCACAUGCAAACAAAGAGUAUAUAGUCAGCAAUCAACAAACAACUAGCCCAUCAUCAAUGUGGGUUGUGAUGCAGUAGAGUGGAUCAGGCUGCUCCAUUUUUAAUCAAAGAUUAGGGUUCGAUUCUAUGGAUAUGGAGAAAAUUUUGUUGGGAGCUCUGCUUUCUUAAUGAGCUCUGCAACGCGUGUUCCGAAUUAAUCGGGAUUUUAAUGCGAAUACCAAACACCGAAUGGAAAACCAAAAAAGAAACUAGCCCAUCAUCAUUCAACCAAUCAAUAAAAUCAUAUCUUAAAUCUCAACAACUUUUACUAUUAAUAUCAUUCUCACUUUCCUUCUCACUUUCCUCUUCAAUUUUCUUCUUAUAUAUCAACACAAAAUUCAUUUCUCCUUCAAUUUUUUUCUUAUAUAUCACAACAAAAAACAUUUCUUUUAGUACACUAAUUUCAAGUUUUAGCUAUGGGUGGUGAUCAUGAUCAUAAAGAAAAGACCACUAUAAUGGUGCUCAAGGUUGAUCUUCAAUGUCCCUGCUGCUACAAGAAGGCCAAGAAAAUUCUAUCCAAAAUGCCACAGGUUCGAGAUCAGUUGUAUGAUGAGAAGGCGAAUACUAUCACCAUCGUUGUAGUGUGUUGUAGUCCUGAAAGGAUUCGCGAUAAAUUGUGUUGUAAAGGAGGAAAAACGAUCCAGAGCAUUGAGAUCAAAGCGCUCGGGAAACCAAAAGGGCCCGAAAAGCCCGAGAAACCCAAAGGGCCCGAAAAGCCCAAAGAGCCCGAGAAGAAAACCAAGACUGUCACUUUUGAGCAACCUAAGGAGCCUGAAAAGUCCAAGGACAAAAAGGAGCCCGAGAAGCCCAAAGGACAAGAAAAGCCGACAAUAAUUGAUAAGCCCAAGGACGGUCCAAUAGCUGCAUUGGUGGCAACACCGUGGAUAUCAGAGCCAAUGAUGAUGAUGCCGCCGGUCCAAGGAUACCCGCAAGCAGCACCUGGAUGCGGUUGCGGGCAAUGUUAUUAUACUGGUGGCCCGUGUUAUAAUCAGUAUUACGGAACACCGGUACCGCCACAGCACGCCCCAUAUUACGGUAACUAUUCGUACGGGUAUGGGUCGGGCCCCGGCCCAUCAAGCUAUGGAAAGAGUUGUUACGUGAACAAUGACUACUUCAAUGAUGAAAAUUCUCAAGGAUGCACAAUUAUGUAAUGUUGGCCCAAUCAUUGUGGGCCACUAUAUGGGCCUACCUUGCACUUCUUUAUUGGGAUUCUAAAAGUGUCCAUAACAAAGUUUUGGGCCCCAUUUGAUGUCUAUUUUCUGUAUUAUUAUUGUAAGGUAUACAAGGUAUACAGUUUUAUAUUAAAGAAAAAAGUGCAUAAAGAGAAUAAUAAGUAGGUGAGAAGAUGUAUGGUGAACUGUCCUGUCAUAUUAUAUAGUAAUUUUUGAUUAUACAAUUUGAUUAAUGAUUAAUAAAAGUACUUCUUUAAUCA
Capsicum annuum is the source of this 2143-nucleotide messenger RNA. RefSeq names its product protein PYRICULARIA ORYZAE RESISTANCE 21. Lineage: Eukaryota; Viridiplantae; Streptophyta; Magnoliopsida; Solanales; Solanaceae. Gene Ontology annotation, molecular function: metal ion binding. The transcript is spliced from 3 exons. The coding region runs from base 1128 to 1862 and encodes 244 amino acids. The record is from RefSeq and is a predicted model, not a curated record.